Messenger RNA from Rotaria socialis, 1146 nucleotides. NCBI's taxonomy places the organism in Eukaryota, Metazoa, Rotifera, Eurotatoria, Philodinida, Philodinidae. The record is from the annotation of a GenBank genome assembly.
AUGGCUACUAAUAAUGAAGAUCAACCGCAAUGGUAUAACGUUACUUGUGGUACAUGUACAUACACAUUACCUGUACGAUAUCAGGAUACAGUUCCUAUUGGGCAGGGUGCUUUUGGUGCAGUGAUUCGUGCUACAGAUAAAAAAACAGGUCGGCGUGUAGCUAUUAAAAAACUGCUUCGCCCAUUUCUAACUAAAACUCAUGCCAAACGAAGUUACCGAGAAGUUAAAGUACUCAUCGAUCUGAAUCAUCCUAACAAACAGAUUGUGCAAUUGUACGAUGUAUUUACACCGGACGAACGCCUUCAAGAUUUUCAAACAUUAUAUUUUGUCUUUAACUAUAUUCCCUAUAACAUGGAUCGAGUUAUCAAACGGGGGUUACCAGUAUCAGAUCCUCAUACUAAACUAAUCAUGUAUUCAGUUUUACGUGGUUUGAAGUAUAUACAUUCAGCUGGUAUUCUUCAUCGUGACCUUAAACCAGAAAAUGUUGGAAUUGAUAACGAUUCUAAUGUUACCAUUCUUGAUUUCGGUUUGGCCCGUACUGCGUCAGAUGGCAUUCAAACAGGUUAUGUUUCUACUAGGUGGUGGCGUGCACCAGAAGUGUAUGUGAAUUGGGAACGCUACGAUGAAAAAUUGGAUAUGUGGUCUAUAGGUUGCAUGAUGGCCGAACUAAUACUGCUCAGACCAAUUUUUCGUGGAAAGGAUCAUAUUGAUCAGUUAAACAAAAUAUUUGACAUAAUCGGUACACCGAAUUUGGAAACAUUACAUGAACUAUGCACCGCACACACGUAUAGUUAUAUUAGUAGAUUGGCACCGAAACCAAAACAGAAUUUUAAUCAAUUGUUUGGUUUUAAAUACGAUGUAACAGGCGAGAAAAUUAUAUCGGGUGUUUCACCACAAGGCGUUGAUUUACUUGAUCGUCUUCUAUCGUUUGAUCCUCGUCUCCGACCAACCGCCGAAGAAGCCCUGGCUCACCCAUAUUUGGCUGAAUAUCAUGAUCCAGAGGAUGAACCGACUACAACACGUCUGGUUGACAAUUAUCAAGAUGCAGAUCUUAGCAUAUUAGAAUGGAAAACUCUUAUUUGGCAAAUGAUUCAAGAAUUCGUUCCACCAUCUUGGAUUAACGAAGAUGUUAAUCGCACUUCGUGA